UGCAAUGCUGGGACACCAGCAAAGGGUGUAGACACGUCCCAGUCUCCAAUCAGGCCCUGGAGGUUUGGCCAUGGGCCCAAUAAAUGCUGAGCUGGAGGGUGGGGAGGCACUGAGCCUGCAGGCAGCUGGAGGAGGAAGAGGAUGAGCACUGGGGUGCUGAGCCCUGGGGGGCACAGAGCCUCCAGCAGCCCCCAGCAGACCUCGUCCAGACCUCGGACGUCCUUCCUCAUCCAGGACAUCCUAUGGGAUGGGGUUGAAAAUGGGGCACAGAUGGAUCAAGGUGGGAUACCAGAGGAUGGAGAGCAGCAGGAUGGCCCUGGAGUGUCCCCAGCACAGCCCCACGAUGUGAAUGAAGAUGCUGAUAACUCCCCAUGCAGCCAUGAUCCACCCCAGAAGGUGCUGCCCAGACCCCCCCGGCCAGCAAAGCGCUCACGGGCAGCCUUCACCCACAGCCAAGUGUUGGAGCUGGAGAGGAACUUCAGCCGCCAGAAGUACCUGUCAGCCCCUGAACGUGCCCACCUGGCCCAGAACCUGCAGCUGAGUGAGACACAGGUGAAGAUCUGGUUCCAGAACCGCCGCUACAAGACCAAGAGGAGAGCGGGGGGCUCCAGCCUGGAGGUUGGGACCACUCAUAAAGCAUCUAUUCUACCCCCAGCCCCACUGCUGGCACUACAUGGGGCUGCUCGCUGCCUGCCCUGCCUCUGUUACUGGAGCCCUGCUGUGUGGUGAGAGCUGUGCAUGGUGUGUUUUUUAGCCCACCCCCCUCAUGCCAUGGUGCCCUUGGCCAUGUUGAUUCAGAGAUGUCGACUUCGAGUGUCCUCUUGUGCAGUUCCAGCCUCUGUCAUCGUGAGAGUUUUAGCCAAAGAAAUCAGAAAUGAUCAAAAAUUAAAGAUCCAGAUUAUAAUUAUUAUUACUAUUAUUAUUGCUAUUAUUAUUAUUACUAUUAUCAAUAAUAAAUCCCCGAAGCUUUUACUAGGCUCAAUCUGCAGCAAAGAAUCCCAGGCGAUGCUCAGCACCCUCUCAUUGCAUCACCACCCUUUCUCAGUGCCAGGCUUUUAGCCAGAGAAACAAAAAGCCCUACAAACUAAACAUCCUCAAAGCUUCUAACAGUGAUCAAACAGGGCACUGUUUUGGGGGCAGAAAGCAAGAUAUGAUGAGUGCCUGUAAAAACACAGUCCCCCAUCCAUCCCUCUGCUUAUACCCCCAAUUCUUUGCCCCCCAUCACUGAUUGGGUGAAGCACAACAGCUCACCCCAUACACCAGCUGUUUCAUCUCAAAAAAUAUCUGCAUUUCCACCUGCAAUCCAUCAAUUGCAAAUCUCCCCCAAGGAUUCCAUAUGUGUUGGGUUUAGGGGGCAUUCAGCCCCACAUUGCUGCAAGCAACAAAGGCCCACAGGUUCCCAGUGGGCACAGAGCUGCUGUUGGUGCUCCCUGAUGCCACCAAUGCCAUUGAAGAGAGGGAAUCCGUGCCAACAGGUGCUGGGAAUGGGAACAAUAGAGCAGUGACAGACGGGUUUUGCAUAUCCGGGUGCUGGAACACUCACAUAUAGUCUGGUUAAAAUAGCAGCAGCUCAAAGAGUUCAACUUUUACAAACCUCCCCAGGGCCAAGGCUGAAGGGUGACAAUUCUGCUUGCAAAGCUCGCUCACAGACGUAGCAAAUGCGAAGCUAUGGGGUAGGAGGAUGGGGCAGGGAAUGUGCAAAGCAAACCUUUGCGGUGGAUACUCAGUUGCUAACGCCAUAAAAGCUGUUGGCUCUGCUUGGAGGACAGCGGUCUGAAGUAUCCCAAAGACACUCCUAUCUGCAGAUAGCACUUUCUCCCAGCUCUCUGGCAAUGUGUUGCAAUGUGGCUCCUGCACAGCCCUGCUCUUAUCCACUUUGCUUGGAACAAAGGAGUCCUUGUGCUCCUCCAGGGGAGGACAUCCUGCAGAAUCCACCCUGGGAUGCUGCUGAAUGCAGGGAUACAAUGUUUGCACCCAUAGAAAGGAUGGGAUGGGGAUGGCACCGCAUUCUUUGCGCAGCGAAAAGUUCUACUGUUGCGUUGGGAGGGACCAAAUUAACCCCAUUUGUCAUAGAUAGGAAAAUUAGAUUUCAACUCAACUUCUUGGAUGGGUUUUUUGGGGACAAACUUUGUCCUUUUUGUGCCAUUGCUUUUUCCCCCCCCCCACUUGUUGUUUCAGCCCCUUAAAACAUCCCUUUGUGGCUUAAACACUCAAAUGCUCCACACUUAACUUUGCUGAUAAAGCCCAAUGCAGAUAGUUGCUAUUUUUUGUACAUAUAUUUUGAUACUGUUUUAUCCAAUGCAUGUUGUCCUCUGGAAUAAAGAGCUCAGAACCUUUGUUAAGAA
Messenger RNA from Coturnix japonica (Japanese quail), 2345 nucleotides. It is a transcript of the gene NKX3-1, whose product is annotated as NK3 homeobox 1. Gene Ontology annotation, cellular component: nucleus. Gene Ontology annotation, biological process: cell differentiation; regulation of transcription by RNA polymerase II. NCBI's taxonomy places the organism in Eukaryota, Metazoa, Chordata, Aves, Galliformes, Phasianidae. The record is from RefSeq and is a predicted model, not a curated record. Gene Ontology annotation, molecular function: DNA-binding transcription factor activity, RNA polymerase II-specific; RNA polymerase II cis-regulatory region sequence-specific DNA binding.